This is a messenger RNA of Lineus longissimus, 3675 nucleotides long. RefSeq names its product snake venom 5'-nucleotidase-like. The transcript is spliced from 9 exons. Gene Ontology annotation, molecular function: metal ion binding; nucleotide binding; hydrolase activity, acting on ester bonds. Lineage: Eukaryota; Metazoa; Nemertea; Pilidiophora; Heteronemertea; Lineidae. Gene Ontology annotation, biological process: nucleotide catabolic process. Bases 381 to 2150 code for a protein of 589 amino acids. The record is from RefSeq and is a predicted model, not a curated record.
GUGCCAGACAUUUAAGACAGAAAUGUGAAGGUAUACGUACACUUUCUCGGACGGUAAAAGCCGUUCGAAAUCUUUAAAGGAUCAAUUGCUUUGUUCUGUAGUCUUAUGAAGCUCUUUGGAUGGAUGCUUGCACAGGGUGUUAGUACUGAUCCCCCGAGUAGAUAUUGAUAAUUUCUAAUCCUAAUACCUAAUUCACCUGAUCACCGUGGCGUGAGAAAUCCUACUGAUCGAUAAGAGAAUCAAAAUACCUACUUUGUCAGUUCUAUUCGUAAUCGGUUGAGAUCAGUCGGUCUUAUUGACCAAGCUGCUGAAACGACCUAGGAAACUCCAGGAAACGUUCGAAAUUGUACGGAAAACGGUUGAUAUCAUACGGAACCCGAAUGAAAAUGAGAGACAUAGGAUUUUUCGCCGUCGGCAUCGUGCUUCUCGCACAACCUGCCUUGUCGAAAUUUACACUGACCAUCAUGCACACGAACGAUGUCCACGCUAGGUUCGAACAGACGGAUAAAUACGGCGGAUCCUGCUCAGCCUCCAAAGACGCAGCAGGCGAAUGUUUCGGGGGUGUUGCGCGCAGGAAAACCAAGGUGAACGAACUCCGAGUCAAGUAUCCAAAUUCGUUGCUGCUGGAUGGCGGAGACCAGUUUCAGGGGACGCUGUGGUUUACCAUAUUUAGAGGAAAGGCCGUGUCGUACUUUACGAACGCAAUUGGAUAUGACGCGAUGGCACUGGGCAACCACGAGUUUGACUUGGGCGUUGACGCCCUUGUGCCAUUCUUACAGAACGUCUCAUUCUCCGUCCUGAGCAGCAACAUCAACACGAGUAGGGAACCAUCAAUUACUGGAAAGUUCCAGAAGUCCACGACAAAAGUUGUAGCGGGUCAGAAGAUCGGGAUCAUUGGCUACACGACAACGGACACUGUAGAGAUAUCUAAAUCUGGCAACUUAAUUUUUGAAGACGAGGCUGCCUCGAUUCAGAAGGAAGUGGACAAAUUGAAGAGUGAAGGUGUCGAUAAGAUCAUAGCGUUGGGCCACGCUGGUUAUGAUGUUGAUCUGAAGAUUGCGAAGACGGUCAAAGGUCUUGACGUCAUCGUGGGUGGACACUCGAAUACCUUCUUGUACACCGGAACCUCACCCUCAAACGACAAGCCAGUAGGAGACUACCCCACUGUGGUCAACCAGGAGGACGGUGCCAAGGUAUUGGUAGUCCAAGACUACGCUUUCGGCAAAUACCUCGGAUUCUUACAAGUUGUCUUCGAUGAUAGCGGCAUAGUGGAAAGCUGGAGUGGCAACCCGAUUCUUCUCGAUAAUGAUACUGCACAAGAUGCAACAAUAUUGGAAGAAUUGAAAAACUGGACACCAGCCCUGACCGCAGCACGCACAAAGGUGAUUGGACGAACUCACGUAUUCUUGGAUGGAAUCCGGGAGCACUGUCGUCUAAGAGAGUGCAAUCUCGGUAAUUUCAUCGCUGAUGGCAUGGUCCAUCAGAACCUUGACCACCCUGAUGGUGUUUAUUGGACGAGAGCAUCCAUCGGACUGAUGAAUUCGGGUGGAAUUAGGACAGCUAUUAGUAAAGGCAGUGUGACCCUCGAGGAUGUGCUGACGGUUUCCCCAUUCCGAAACACCAUCGAUGUAUUCGAGCUGAAGGGAAAACACAUAAGAGAGGUCCUGGAACAUUCUGUUAGUAAAUGGGAUGCGGUGAAGCAGGCUGGACGAUUUUUACAGGUUUCAGGGUUGAUUGUGACUUACGAUCUCGCCAGACCCAUUGGCGCCCGGGUGGUGAGUGUGAAGGCCCGAUGCGGAGAUUGUGAGAUGCCUUCGUUCAGCCCCCUGGAGGACGAGAAGGUUUACCAGCUGGUUGCCCCGACAUUUAUCAUAGAGGGAGGCGAUGGCUACGGCAUGAUUAAACCCAACUUGAUUUCAAGACAUAUCAACGGUGACCUUGACACGGAUGUGCUAGAGGAACACGUCAGGAAGAUGUCGCCAAUAGCAAUAGGAUUAGAGGAAAGGAUACAAUUCGUCAAUGGAUCCACUGGGGGAGGACCAUGUGUCAAUAUAGCGAGAAAUACUAUCAUGAACUAUUACUUGAUGAUAAGUGCAAUAAUUAUGACAGUGCUUCUCCGAAGAGACACAUACACAUUAUGGAAUCAGUAGGAUAUUUUUUAUCAAGUAGCAAGUAACCCGCACUAUGGUCAUCAUGAUUAUCGUCGUCAUUAUCGUCGUCAUCAUCAUCAUAGCCAUCGUUAAAACAUCAUCAUGGCUCUUUAAUCAUUGACACUGCUCACUUCUACCGUCCAAAUAGGCUGAUCAUAAACCGCGAGAUGCGGAAUGCGAAAUCGCGAGAUGCCAACCUCGGUGAGAGUACCAUGCGCCACAUGAUGUAUCGCAAAUAUGGAACCUGAAAAGGCGAGCAUUCAUGAGACCGAGGCUGUAGUAGGAAGUCAUCCUUGUUUUGAUUGGCCAUUGAAUAAGACUCCGCUGUGCGAUGUGUGGAAUUUAACCUAAUUUACAUACAUUGUAUACAAAUAUAUAUAUUUGUUGGAAGUGACUAUUUGGCAAGCCCGGCUCGCCAAACAGCGCCUUUUUUCUGCCCUAGAUGGAGAGCCGAACUCAUGCAUAUUAAUGCAUCCAGGAGCUCAUUAUCAUUCGUGGCAACACGGUCAGCAACACUGGAGUUACAGUGAAACGCCUUUAGAAAUGCACACUAAUGCAUUUAACAUGCUUAUCAGUUAAAUCACGUUUAUGACUUAUUUUGUAAAUCCAUACAGUCAUGUGCAUGUACAUGCUUCUUCAUGGAUUAUUGACCAAAAUCCGAGUUUAGUAACAGAAAUUGAAUCGAGAGCGGGAAGUCGGCCAUUGUUAAAUAUGCGCAUAUAAAUUCGAAUAUGACGUCACUGCUCUCUGAUUGGCCAACAUGUUGUAACCUCUUCGGCUCGCCAAUGAGGGUAGUAUUUUUGCCCUGUUUGGCAAGCCCGGCUUGCGGAACAGGGUGGCUUUUUAGUGCUGUUUGGCAAGCGGCUCUCCAAACAGGACAAAAAAAGAUGCCUGUUCGGCGAGCGGCUUGCCAAAUAGACCUGGCCAUAUUUGUUUAUUCCUCCUUAGAUAUGAAGACAAAAUUUACAAUGAAUAGCAUAAACGCUUAGAAAUGAAAGUUAAAUGAAAUGACAUUAUGUACAAAGUGUUACAUUUACUAGUAAGGGUCGUAUACUAUGUAGCUAGUUAGUAUACCAUCCAGCAUUCUGCAUCAAUUUUCAGCAUAUGAAUGUUAUCGCUGUAGUCAAGAUGAUCAACUUGUUUCCCAAGAAGGGUUCCUGAAAGUUCGGAAUCGUCCAUGUUCCAGAGUGCGGCGUUGACAGAAGCGGAACAUUCAUUUUCCAGUCGUUGCCUCUCGAUUUCCGCUGAAAUCGGGACAAACGCAGAAGAAUGUACAUGUGGAUCUGUAUACGUUUUAUGGCAUCUGGGACACUGUGUCGGCUCGGACAGAAUUGUAAGCGUGUUGAGUCUUGCGAUGAAGGCAAAGUUUUUCUUAAUCAAAGGAUAUUCUAAAGCGGCUAGCCAGAUGAGCGAGGGAUAGUCCAAUGAUUUUUCGAUUUCGAGAGUUCUGUUAUGACCGUUAUUCGCUCUACAUUUUUCGGCAAAUAAAAAGUUCUCGUGAUUGAUAAUGGUUAUUUUCGUGAGU